AUGGUUUGCGCAAAGUGCCAAAAGAAAUCUUCUAAUACCUCUUUGGCAACUCCAGAGGUCAAGAAGAAGAGUGACAUGUAUCUUGGUUCGCCAGCUGGAUCAUCAUCAUCUAAGGCUGGUACGAAGACCUCCGCCACCUUGGGGAAUAAUGGUAUAGGCAAGAGUAAAUUGCUGUCGAAAGCUGCUAGAAAUCCUUAUGCUACAUACUCGACAACUUGCACCGGUAAAGAAUGCAGCACCAAGGUUGACCAGGGAAGGAAGUAUUGUCUGAAGUGCUCAUACAAAGCCAACGCUUGCGCGAUGUGUGGAAAGUCGAAUGCGAAAACGUCAUCGACUCCAGUUGUCGCUGGACAAAAAUUCAAUUUAAAGUGA
Botrytis byssoidea is the source of this 372-nucleotide messenger RNA. RefSeq lists its product as uncharacterized. Gene Ontology annotation, molecular function: microtubule binding. The record is from RefSeq and is a predicted model, not a curated record. The transcript is spliced from 3 exons. Bases 1 to 372 code for a protein of 123 amino acids. Lineage: Eukaryota; Fungi; Ascomycota; Leotiomycetes; Helotiales; Sclerotiniaceae. Gene Ontology annotation, biological process: cytoplasmic microtubule organization.